AUGGUAUCCAACUGCAAAUUUCAAGCAAAAAUAUUCUCGAGCAAGCUGGUCGUCUUUCUGCUGAGUGAGCCACUCACGUCAAACCGGUCUAUUGAACCAGCCGCAACGGUUGUGCCCUAUGAUUCAGUAGCCGAGGCACCCAGGUUCGACUAUGAAUUAGUGCAACUGACCGAGGACGUUGUUGAGCGCAUCGGCAAGGAAGAAGCUACAGCAGAAUAUGCAGACUUGUUCGCCUUUGACGAUGGGCCUAUUCUGCAGCCGGGUGAAUGCAAGACCUUUCCAGGCGACGAAGGUUGGCCUGCAGAUGCCAAGUGGGAUAUAUUCAACGGCCUGCUGGGAAAUGCACUCAUUCCAACCACACCAGUGGCAGCGCCAUGCUGCCCCAAUUGGGGAAUUGAUGAUAAGGAGAAGUGCAAUGCGAUCAUUACCAAUUUCGCCGAUCCCGACUUGCACGAGCCAACUUCGAACAUGUGGCCCAUCUGGCAGGGUUGGACAUGUCUACCAAUAGACAGUCCCAACGGUAGCUGUACAUUGGGAGGCUACCCGUCUUACGCAGUCAAUAUUAGCAAUGUUGCUCAACUCCAGCUGGCCGUCAACUUUGCACGCAACUCCAACCUACGGCUCGUGAUCAAGAAUACCGGUCAUUGUUAUCUGGGCAAGUCGACUGGGGCUGGAUCACUCAGUGUGUGGAUGCACAAUCUAAAGAACAUCACAUUCCUACCCGACUAUCAGAGUUUCGAAUACUCGGGAAAGGCACUUAAAGCGGCUCACCAACACGGUGUAUCGGCACUUGGGGGUAUUUGUGAAAGCGUGGGAUUUGCUGGUGGCUACAUAGCCGGGGGUGGCCACACACCCCUGUCCGGCCUCUGGGGCAUGGCCGCCGACCAUGUCAUGGCUCUCGAAGUCGUCACAGCCGAUGGCCGGUUUGUGACGGCAACCAACACGUCAAACCCCGACUUGUACUGGGCUCUUCGCGGGGGCGGCGGGAGCACAUUUGGCAUCGUCACGUCCGUCAUCAUCCGCGUGCACCCCCAAAUCCCCAUCACGACGUCCGUCUUCAACUUCACCACCUCAGCUACCUUCAUCCCCUUCACCGAUGCCGGUACUUACUCUUGGUUCUGGGUUUACAGAGAUGCCGGCGAGUAUCAGUUCAUAAUGGAGCCCUUCGCUCCGAACCAUACCGUCGAGUCGUUUAAGCAGACGCUGGGCAUUCCCUUUACGCCCAAAACAACGCACUAUAACGCCUUCUACCCGGCUUACGAUGACAAUUGGAGAAGCGAGCACAUCGGCUACUGGGACAACAUGCAAGGAAACCGACUCUUCCCACGUGGAAAUUGGAUGGACCCGGCCAAGUUCAACGCGAUCUUCGACGCAAUACGUAGCUACCACCAAGCCCCGCGAAACCGGGCCAAUGUUGAUAAUGCUGUGAGCUCGGCCUUUCGGAACGUCAUUUCUUUCCUCAUUACUGGCCACCCUGUCCCUGGUAAUGCCACCCCUUCUCAGAUGAGAGAGGCACAGCAGGAUCUUGUAAACAACGUUUUGGGGCCCUGGCGUGAAGUGGCCCCGGCGAGCGAGUUUGGGGGUAGUUAUCUGAACGAGGCGUAUGUCAUGGAGCCCAAUUGGCAGGAGGACUUUUAUGGCACGCAGUAUCCCGAGUUAUUAAGGAUUAAACACAAGUGGGAUCCUAAGGGGACGUUUUAUGCCACUACUGCGGUUGGGAGUGAGGAUUGCGAGGUUCCCACAAGCGAGCAGGGUGUGCAAACACAGAACGGCAGGUUGUGUCGGAGAAGGUCGUAAACUCGAGUGAAGUGCAGUAACAUACGUCUUGGACAUGUCAUAUUGACGAAGCGAACUCAAUUAAAUAUGC
Pseudomassariella vexata is the source of this 1867-nucleotide messenger RNA. RefSeq names its product FAD/FMN-containing isoamyl alcohol oxidase-like protein MreA. Bases 1 to 1797 code for a protein of 598 amino acids. Gene Ontology annotation, molecular function: oxidoreductase activity; FAD binding. NCBI's taxonomy places the organism in Eukaryota, Fungi, Ascomycota, Sordariomycetes, Amphisphaeriales, Pseudomassariaceae. The transcript is spliced from 8 exons. The record is from RefSeq and is a predicted model, not a curated record.